Gryllus bimaculatus (two-spotted cricket) is the source of this 2946-nucleotide messenger RNA. The record is from the annotation of a GenBank genome assembly. NCBI's taxonomy places the organism in Eukaryota, Metazoa, Arthropoda, Insecta, Orthoptera, Gryllidae.
AUGGCCCAAGUGUGCAGACGUUUUCAAAAGCUCGCGGACCACCCGGGGCAUUGGAAGCCUCUAUACAGAGAAGUAUUCGAGUACGACCUUCCGUUGCUUCACCUUGCUCCUUGUGUAUUUAAAUUUCUAGAAUUGGAAAACUGUGAUCGAGAUAAUCCCUGGAAGGACAGUUUCCAGCAGUUAUACCAUGGUUUGCACGUACGCCCAGGCUACGAAGAAAAUGCAUUUCCUGAUCGUAAAAUUAUGUACUUCGACACUGUUCACGACGCACUGAGUUUUUCAAAUUACUACAUGGAUAAAUCGGAUAUACACGGCCAUGAUGUGCUUAUUUUCGUGCAUGGCGGUACCCACCGAGGGGAAAUACUUAUUGAUAGCAAUGUGGCCCUCCUCGGAGCGUCUGCGGGACCCUUGAGUUCUAAAACCCCGAAGUCUGUUCAAGGAUCUGUAAUUCUAGUAGGCGAAAAUGAAAGUACAGUGAAAUUUGCCAUGGGAGCAGAAGCGGCCUAUAUUGGAUUUCUAACCUUGUUCUUCCAGUCACAACCCAUUCAAAAUGCUGAUAUCAGCCCUUGCUGCCUAGAAAUAACUGAAAAGUGUAGUCCAACUGUACACGAGUGCAUUAUCCGUCAUCAUUACGGCUACGGGUCAGCUGUCCGUGUGAGCGGAUAUAAUGCAGAGCCGGUAAUGACAGAUUGUUACAUUUGUAAAAGUCUAAGCGGUGGUCUAAUUGUUGAAAAUGGCGCCCAAGGAACAUACGAUCAUAACCUAAUUACUCAGAGUGAGAAAAUCGGAAUUUUGGUUACAUCUAAGGCAAAUCCAGUAUUUUGUAACAAUAGAGUAAGUAAUGGGAAGGAUGUUGGCAUAACCUUGUCUGGUGGAGCAUGUGGCAUAUUUGAUGGAAACGAGGUAGUUGAUAAUAAUGCUGCUGCAUUUGAAGUUACGGAAGAAGCGAACCCGUCGGUUACAAAGAAUGAAUUGCGCUCUAGUGAGGGGAUGGCGGCCGUCCACAUUCACAACGGGGGUAUGGGGACAUUUUCGUUUAACAUGGUGAGUGCCAGUAACGCCCCCGGUAUAAUUUGCUCAAAUGGAAGAAAUCCGACGAUAAAGGGGAAUUUCAUUUCCGACUGUGUAGUUGGGGUACACAUUACUGGUCUCAGAGGAGGUUGGAUAGAAGACAACAAUAUACAUAAGAGUAGUUUUGCGGGAAUUCUUAUCGAAAAUAGCAAUCCAGAUAUUCGAGAGAAUCAGAUACAUGAAGGCGACGUUGGUGGGAUUGAAAUCAGACACGAAGGUCGAGGACAUAUUGUGCUCAACAACAUUUAUACAAAUGGAAUACACGGAGUAAGAAUUGAAUCUAAUAGCGCCCCAGUUUUGAAACGUAAUAACAUUUAUAGCGGAUAUAUUGGUGUGCAUUUUCGUAACGGCGCUUACGGCGUGCUAAAGAGAAAUGCAAUUGCUAAUAAUAACUGUUACAAUGUCAAAAUAGAAACUGGUAGUAGUCCACUCGUUCGAAAAAAUAAAAUCAAGAAUGGUAGCCGUGGAGGAGUCUCCAUUUCAAACGGUGGUUUAGGAGUUUUGGUAGAAAACGUAAUAUAUGAAAAUUCUGUCGCUGGUGUCUGGAUAAAAAAUUUUUCGAACCCCACUCUUAAAGCUAACAGGAUAUUAGACACCAGAGGAUGUGGUGUGCACAUAGUUAAUUACGCAAAAGGAAUGAUUGAAAGAAAUCACAUUCAUCGUAGUAAAGAAAGUGGAGUUCUAAUAUCUUCGCAAAGUAACCCUACAUUGAGACAAAAUGAAAUUUGGUAUGGUCUACGAGCUGGAAUAGAUAUAACUAGCGAUGCUUCAGCAACUAUUGAAAAUAAUACGAUAUUGUAUAACAGAUUCAGUGGAAUAAACCUUGCUACGGGUGUCCAGGCAGUAAUAAGAGGAAAUAUCAUUCAGGACAAUGAAGAUCUUGUGGAGAAGGCAGGACAGGCCUGUGCAUUUGUGCCAUUCCAUAAUACCUUUACAGUUCCUUUGAUUAUGAUGAAACCUGUAGCAACAGUCAUUCUGAAUGCGAAUGAAAAUCUUGUGAAGGACAUGCCAGUUGACAGGUGUAAUAUGCUGCUUUUUCAAGCUGUGAAAUAGUCUUCAAGGUGCGAUUUUUUUGGCCUUCAGAAAUUUUGAAUGUAACUACCAGAAAGGUCUUCGAACGGUAGGAGAAGAUUACAUCACUGCCAUUCUAAUCAGAAAUGAAAAUCUUAAAUUUAUUAUGGCUAGAACUAAUUUUAAAUGUGUUGGCUAGAAAUUUAUAUGAUAGGUGGAGUCUAUGUGAAUCGUGUUGGUUGAAGUCACUAGUGUGCUCAAACUACUCAAGAAGUCACUUAAGAGUACAUUUGGAUGUUAUUGCCAAACUAUUUUUGUUGUUUUAUUGGAGUUAUGUUAAAUGUUGGAGUUGUGUUAAAUGUUUUAGAGUUAAUUUUAAUGAUUUCUAGUUGAUUUGUUGUACUGUAUUUCUUUUUGCUUUGUGAUUGAAGGACGAGUGAUGACAAUUCUCUUGACAAUAAGUAAACUGUAAUUUAAAACAUAGUCUGGAAUUAAUAAGAAAUAAUUAAAUUUAUUAAUAUACCUCGAGAAUCUGAAAAUAGUCUGCCAAAGUUAAAAAUUUUUAAACUUACGGAAUCAGUGUAAUUGUAAAGUUACGCAUUCUGUGAAACUAGAUGUAUUCUGGAUGUACACGGAUGCCCCAUACUACAUAAAUGUGACAUUUAUAAGUACUUAAAAAAUGUUUUAGAUAGGGAUUGUUUUGCUUAUCCUCAUACAUUAUCUGCGAAUAAUACUUAAACGAGAAAGAUAGUUUAAGAAUCAGGUUGUAAUUUAUAAUGAUAACUGUUAAAGCUUGUUAAUUUGUUUCGAGUAUUGUUCAAUUGAAAUGCGCCUGCAAUUUUGGAGGAUAUUUUCUAAUCUUUU